Messenger RNA from Sitodiplosis mosellana (orange wheat blossom midge), 2416 nucleotides. Its product is annotated as saccharopine dehydrogenase-like oxidoreductase. Bases 635 to 1927 code for a protein of 430 amino acids. The record is from RefSeq and is a predicted model, not a curated record. The transcript has 9 exons. NCBI's taxonomy places the organism in Eukaryota, Metazoa, Arthropoda, Insecta, Diptera, Cecidomyiidae. Gene Ontology annotation, biological process: glycolipid biosynthetic process. Gene Ontology annotation, cellular component: lipid droplet; mitochondrion; plasma membrane.
AUCGUUUUGAUUGUAUUGUGCGUGUUACGAAUGUAUUGUAUACGAGCUCAAGUGAAGCGCAUACAAUCAUAUUUGCCGGCUCCAGCUAAUGCGAUACAACAGACGUGUUCUUCACUCGUUCGUUCCAUUUUUAGAUGUGUGUAUAGCACAUCGCACAACAUUUAUACUUAUACUAUAUGAACGCACGCUAUAGAACCCCGAAAUGACUGAAAUGUUACAAGCGAACACGGUAUGCCUCCAUCCACACAGUACAUUGUUGAGUCGCAUUUGGUUUACAUCUCUCAUAAAACACACGAAAACCGAGAAGGAAGCAAAAAAAAACACACACAACACAUUUGUCGAAAAUAGUCAUACGAAGAAGAAGGAACAAAUAAGAGCCGCACGAAAUUUCGGCGUAGAAGAAGACAAAAAAAAAAGUACUCCAAAUUAGGAAGAACGCGAUAAGUUCAUUUUUUUCUUUGUUCAUCAUAUAUUUUAUUGCAAUUCAUUCAACCACUCAGUUGGUUCCACGUAAUUCUUGUGGACUUUAGUUCUAUGGUGUGUUUCCCAACCGAUUGAACGACAAAUAAAUUUGUGUUAAUUCAGUUUGUGCGAUCAGCUCGACAAGAAAUUCCAUUCAUUUACAUUUUGAAAGAUGGCAAACAAUCGAUUGGAUGUUGUAAUUUUCGGUGCAAGUGGUUUCACCGGCAAGUACACGGUAUAUGAAGGUGUUAAGUUGUUAGAGAACUUGUCAUGGGGCGUUGCUGGACGUGACGAAGAAAAAUUGAAGCGUACACUGAAAGAAGUCGGUGACAAAGUUGAAAAAGAUCUUUCGGCCAUUCCGAUCAUUAUAGCCGAUGUUAAAGAUGAAAAUUCAUUGCAAAAAAUGGCCGAACGCGCUAAGAUUAUUGUGAACUGUUGCGGUCCUUACCGCUUUUAUGGCGAACCGGUUGUUAAAGCAUGCAUCAACGCGGGCACGCAUCAUGUUGAUGUGAGCGGUGAACCACAGUUCAUGGAACGAAUGCAACUCGAAUACAAUGAUCUCGCACGCGAAAAAGGCGUUUAUAUUGUAAGUGCUUGUGGUUUCGACAGCAUACCAGCCGAUAUGGGUAUGAUGUUCCUGGAGAAGCAUUUCGAUGGUGAAGUUCAUUCGGUUGAAACAUAUUUGAAGAGCUGGGCAGUUGGUCCGACUUCAGGAGCCGGUAUCCAUUAUGGUACCUGGGAAUCGGCCGUUUAUGGAUUGGCACAUGCCAAAGAAUUGAGCGCCAUUCGCAAGAAAUUAUUCAAAGAACCAUUGCCAUACAGCAAACCGAAACAAAUCAAACGACCAGCCGUUCAUAAAUCCGAUUUGGUGAAUGCAUGGUGUUUGCCAUUCCUUGGUUCCGAUCGUUCAGUCGUUUUGCGAUCACAGCGAUUCUUGUACGAACACGAACAAAAGCGUCCCAUUCAAAUGCAAGCCUACGUACAAUUCAAAUCAUUGCUAACCGUGUUGAUGGUUUCAUUCAUGGGAAUCAUCUUCGGCAUUUUGGCAAAAUAUUCGUUCGGACGAAAAUUGCUGUUGAAAUAUCCGAAAUUGUUCUCAUUGGGUUUCAUCUCGCAUGAAGGUCCAUCGGAAGAGUCGAUGAAAAAUACCAAAUUUUCCGUUACAUUCUACGGCCAAGGGUGGCCAAAGGAAGAGGCUUUGUCAGAACCAACCGAUCAACAUACCACAUUGCCAUCGAAAAAGAUUGUUACUCGUGUCACCGGCACUAACCCAGGAUACGGUUCUACUUGCAUCGCUCUAUUGCUAGCAGCCACAACUAUCUUGAAUGAAAAGGAAAAAUUGCCAUUGACUGGUGGCGUUCUACCACCUGGUGCCUGCUUUGCCAAGACCAAUUACAUUUCCAACUUGUCGAAAAAUGGUCUUGACUUUGAAGUCAUUUCGGCAACAGAAACAUCUGAAAACUAAAGCGAAUCAAGCGAAAUUUGAACCUUUUUGUUGGUGUUGAAGGAAAAUAUUCGAAGUAAAAAUUUGAAGAAAAAAAAAACUUAUUAGUCUAUAUGUCAAUGCAAUAUACUCGAAUUUGUAAGGGAACUUGCAAUCGACCAGUUUGUAUUGAUCAUUAUUAAACAUUUUACGUAGCAUCUCAAAGUGGCUUUCAUGAUCGAUUCGUCGAUAUGAAGCACUCGGUACACGUUAACUAAAUACUAGCGAUGAUUUAAAAUCAAUAACAUUCUAAUUAAAACAAAGAUACUAUAUUUUAUACAUCAUGUUAUUACCCUAUCAAAAAUGAAAAAAAAGAAAUAAAAAAAAACAGCAGCAAUUAACUGUUAACAAGUAAAUGUUGUAAAAUCGUAUAAUCACUCAGAAAUCCACAGGAAAUGUAUUUGUGGUUAACCAAUGGAAAUUCAUAAAAUUCAUGUCUUCUGAAAUAGAAACGCAUUUGAUUUAAUCAGA